UUGCUCGCUCUUUUGGUAAUAUGCACAUGUUAGCUAGAAUUAUUAAUAGUUUGCUCUUUCAAGUUGAAAACAUGGGUUUUAGGGGAUUUCUCUUCGCGUUUGGACUUACUUGUCUAUGCAUUGCAUUGCUGAGUGAUAGUACAUUAGCGGAUGAAGAUGAGAAAAGUGAAAAUGAAGCAGAAGGAUAUUCAGUACCAGAAGUUGCAAGUGCCUACUUUUUUGAUGCAUUUAUUUCAAAAGAAAAGUUCAAAGAAAGAUGGGUUGUGUCUGAGGCAAAGAAAGAUGGAGUGGAUAGUGCAAUAUCAAAAUAUGAUGGCAAAUGGUCUGUGGAAGAACCGUCUGAACAGUCUUUGCCGGGUGAUCUUGGUCUUGUAUUAAAAUCCAAAGCAAAGCAUCAUGCUAUUUCCGUUGCCUUGAAGGAAGAUUUUGAGUUUAAUGAAUACCCACUCAUAGUUCAAUAUGAAGUCAAGUUCCAGGUGCCAAUGGAGUGUGGUGGUGCAUAUCUGAAGCUCAUAAGCAAAACUUCCACACUGAAUCUUAGUGAGUUUCAAGACAAAUCUGGAUACACUAUCAUGUUUGGACCUGAUAAAUGCGGCAUGGAUAAGAAGCUUCACUUCAUUUUCCGUCAUAAGAACCCGAACACAGGAGAAUACGAGGAGAAACAUGCGAAGACACCAAGUGGAAAGUUUGAUCACAUCUUCGAUGACAAGAAGCCGCAUCUCCUUCGCCUCGUUUUGCAGCCAGACAACAGCUUCGAGAUAUCUCUUGACGGGAGCAGCAUCUCCACUGGAAGUUUAUUGACGGAUGUCCGGCCUCCUGUUAACCCGCCUGCUGAAAUUGAGGAUCCAAACGAUUCCAAGCCGGAAACCUGGGACGAGCGCGAGAAGAUUCCGGACCCAGAUGCUGAGAAACCAGAGGACUGGGAUGAAGAUGCUCCAGCAACAAUCCCAGACCCUGAUCCCAAGAAACCCGCUGAUUGGUUAGAUGAUGAACCAAGAUACAUUCCAGACCCAAAGGCUGUGAAACCGGAUGAUUGGGAUGAUGAGGAAGAUGGAGAAUGGGAACCACCUCAGAUUGCUAAUCCUAAAUGCGAGAAAGUUGGUUGUGGUGAAUGGGAGAGACCGACGAUCGAUAAUCCAGAUUUCAAGGGAAAAUGGAGUGCGCCACUUAUUACAAAUCCAAAUUACCAGGGCAUAUGGAAACCGAGACAGAUACCAAAUCCCGAUUUCUUUGAGGAUAAAGAGCCUUUCCGUAUGACCACAGUGGCAGCUAUUGGUUUUGAAUUGUGGUCGAUGACCGAAGAUAUUCUAUUUGAUAAUUUGCUGAUCACGGAUGAUAUUUCUGUGGCUGAGAAGCUUGCUGAAGAGAGUUGGGCACUUAAAGCUACAAAGGAAAGUAUCAUCUCAGGCGAGGGCAGUAUUGUGAGUAACUUGAUGGAAGCCACAAAGGAACGGCCAUGGUUGUGGGUGUUGUAUGCAGUUGUCGUUAUCCUUCCUUUCAUCUUGAUAGCAGCAUGUUGCCUCCCAGGCUCCAAGGAAGAUGAAACUGCCCGCAAAAAGAAAACAGACGAACCAACAGCGGAUGUUCAGGAAGAAGAAGCUGAAAGGGAUGAGAAUGAUAAAGAUAAAAAAGAUGACGAGGAUACAAAAGAAGAGCAAGAUGAAGAAGAUGAAAAGGAUGAAGAAGAUAAAAAGGAUGAAGAAGAUAAAAGUAAAGAGGGGGAUGAAAACGAUGAGGGAGAUAGUAAAGAAGAUGACAAGAAACAAGAUAAGAUCAAAGAGAAGGAAGAGACGAAGAAAAAAGAAGUGGCGAGUGAAGAGUCGGAAACCAAAGAGUGAAAUCACGAAAAGUUUUGGGCUUACAUCACUUCUUUGCAUGGAGACGUUUUUGACACGAGUAAUACAUUAAAGCUUCAUUUCUAGGCUUUGCUCUUGUUUUAAGACUUUAGGCAUGUUUUCAGUCGUUAUUUCUGAUCAUUUCGUCCAAACUAGGAAGACAUAUACAUUUUUAAAAACUAAAAAUUAUGCUUACAACACCGUACUGGAAUUAGCAAGCUUUGAUUUAAUUUGGUGAAUGACAACAGUGCAUCGUUUUUUUCAAAAAUCUACAUUUUACCCCAGAUUUUAGGCGACCCGAUAGGAGUUUUCACUUCCGUCACUUUAACUAAACGUGCUACAGAAUGAAGUGGUUAGCAUGGCCCGUGUAACUGAGUUGAGGGUGUGACUUUUCGACCAACGGGAAAAUUUGUCCUUUUUAAAAGUAAAAGUGCCCUUUGCUUGGAAUGAUAUUGCCCUGGCUUGCUUUGGGACGAUUAAAUUUGUUCUAUUUUGUGUCGUGAGUGCCCCUUUCUGCGGCCUAUAGUGAUCGGAAGUGAAAACCGUGCAAAUAUGGUUAAAUCAAGUGUAAUGCAGUCAGGAAUUCCCAAAUUCGUCGCAGUGUUGUAACAUUCGUUGCAAUAAUUUUAGGCAUGGUUAUUUUGAGUCGGGCUAACUAUAUAAGUUGCGUAAUUUUUUCUUCGUCCACCUAGGUGUCCCGAUCAUCUCCACAACAUGUUUCCGUGGGGAUUACUGAAAACUCUAUUCAACUUCAUUUUGAACUAAUCAACUCAGGGGCGCCGGAACCACGGGGGCAGCUGCCCCCACUACCCUUUGCUUACGGGGGCGGGCGGGGGCAGCCUGUGCCCUUUGCUACCAUGUAAAAAUAUCAUAAAUUCAACAUUUAGUCAUGAUUCCUACUUUUCACAUAAAAACUAACCGGUAAUAUUAUUGAAAAUGCGUUCUCCCGUGGAUUUUCAAGUUUGAAUGUACUUGUAAAUUUGAGUUUUCUCUUCGUGUGGUUGCGAGCGUAAAAUGAAUAUGCCCUUUUCUAAAACUCUGUUCCCGCCGCCCUAAACUGCCUCCAGCGCCUCUGAAUCAACUUAACUUCACAGGCUAGUUUGGCUUUAUAUAAGCAAUCCGACGUAUAUUCACAAGCCACGCACAGAGGACUUUUUGUUUCGAGAUUCUUCAAUUAUUUAUCAAUUUUAAUGCUGAACUGUUUGCAGUACUGUCUCUUUAUUCUUCAUUAUAUGGAUUGCAAUUAAAUUAACGUUAACAUUUCCAUAAUAUUAGAAGUUUUUGCGAAUUGUAAUUGUGUAUUGCAUUUUUCAUAUUUUGAGAACCUAAUUAGAGAUACAGUAAGAUAAUUAAAUGUUCGACAAACCUAUAAUUACCUCAAAUUUAUCAGAAUAAAAGUUUUGCAAACUUU
Messenger RNA from Dendronephthya gigantea, 3246 nucleotides. Its product is annotated as calnexin-like. Lineage: Eukaryota; Metazoa; Cnidaria; Anthozoa; Malacalcyonacea; Nephtheidae. Gene Ontology annotation, cellular component: endoplasmic reticulum; endoplasmic reticulum membrane. Bases 21 to 1838 code for a protein of 605 amino acids. The transcript is spliced from 17 exons. Gene Ontology annotation, biological process: protein folding. Gene Ontology annotation, molecular function: calcium ion binding. The record is from RefSeq and is a predicted model, not a curated record.